UACAACGAAAGCACGUGCUUUUGUCCUGCGUCGACAAUGGUUGACGACAUUUUCAUCGAGAUCUCGAAAGAGAAUCGACGUCGUAUGUAGGCUCGUCGUCGAUAGCACAGUGAAUCGGGAGAGCGAGGCCGAGCUAGUUGGCCGAGCAAAAGGGAAAACACUGCCGUGUUGUGCAGCUCUAAUGAGAGAUGGCGACGCGGUUUGUUUUCCUUUCUUGGUUGGCACGUAUUCAAAGAGCAGCCGGUUAUAUAUGCUCUCUCUGUCUACAUACGCGCGUAUUACCGUUUCAGAAUCAUGCGUCCUCCGUUAAAUCUAUGUUUGUAGCUUCUACCACAGCGGUGAUGGCAUGUGCUCGACGUACACUCUUCCCCCUCCCCUUUGCUCGCUGGUCAAGACUGAAACCAGGACUAGAUCUUACAAUUAGUACGCAUCAGAAUCCCCCGACUACGAGAAGUUUUCACGUCGGAUCGUAUAUCCUUUCGUAAGUUCCGCGUUCAGGACGGCUUCUUCAUCAUGACGCAGAUCUCUCAGCACGCGAAAUUUCGAUGUAGUCACGAGGAUUUUUCCCUUCCAUUUUGUGGAUGCCUACAGGGACCGAGAAUCUCACUUGCCGGUUCAUUCAGCUACGAAAGGAAAAUGGGAAACUCUUUACCGGUCGCAAAUAUUCAGCCCAAGCUGGAUGGCAGUAUAUUCUGCAACAGAUGCGAGAUGAAUUCCCUACCAUAAUGGCCAACGUGCAUUACAAAGUACUGAAAAAGAAAUGGUCGAACCUGUUGCAGCAGUACAAAACCAGCGAUUUGUUAAAGGAGCUGAAGAAUCCGGUACACGGGGACAGAAAUAAGGCAGACGACGUGUCGUGGCCGUUUUACAACGCGAUCGACGAGAUUCUUGGAUACGAUCAGGGAUCUACGCUGACCAACGACGUGUACAUCGAUCCCCACGAGUUCCUCUGCGUCUCAGUGACACCGGAGGAGAUCACCUCGUCCGUGGACGCGCUUCCUGCGCCGUCUGCCCCGGAAAUCGAGCGUCGAACCAACGAUUCACUUCCGGAACAGCGGUUAAGCACACUCGGCGCUAAUUGCUCGAUUGAGAUCCAGAAAGUACGACCUAAUGCCAGCAGACGUGGCGGUCACUGCGAAAAGCAGACGAGCAAAAACUCGGCGAGGAAGAAACGAGUUACGCGGAACGUCGCGAUGCCCCGGCCACCACGUGCCACGGAGCUAACAAUCGAGAAAGUAACGUCGGAGGCGGAUUGUUCCAAAGAUUUAUUCAGAUUACGUGGAAGGAACGUCUCGUUCGAUCGAGAAGACAAAGAGAGAUCGCAGCGUGACGAGAUUCGGCCGAGAAAGUCGCGGAAAAGCCGUGCGGCAGCAUUGUUGUACUCGGACGAGUCACGAGCCGAUCGUCGCAUCGAGCAGAUUUUUGAAUACAUCAAAAAACGAGACGAAGAGAACAGGUCCAUCAUGGUGCGAGUGAUGCACGCCGUGGAGAACAUCGCCAAUAAGUUGUGACCAUUGUUGUGGAUAUAAAAAAAAAAAGGAGGAUGAAAUUGUAUCCGAUCACAUUCUUUAAAGAUUCACAAUAUUCGCGGUAAGAUAUAUAUACCACUUUUAUUUAUAUUUUUCGUUAAAAGUUGGAACGUGGAGAACGUGCUGAAGAUGUGUUCGAGAUGAAUGGGGAUUUCUUGAGAGCAAAUAUCUUUGGAGAAAUUUAAAAUGAGAAACGUAAAAUUAUCAGCGAGCGUAAAGUUUUGUAUUGUAGAUUAAACAUUGAACAGAAACUUGAAUUUUAUACCGAUCAUAAAACGAAGAUCGAGUUUAAUAUAUACGAAGGACGUUUUCUGAGAUGAUUUAUCAUUGAAUUGAAAAUUGGAAAUUUAAAGAGAGUUGUACAACCUUAUAAAACAAAUCCGAUAGAAAUAAAAGGAUUUCGAAUUAA
This is a messenger RNA of Frieseomelitta varia, 1938 nucleotides long. RefSeq lists its product as uncharacterized. The record is from RefSeq and is a predicted model, not a curated record. The transcript is spliced from 5 exons. NCBI's taxonomy places the organism in Eukaryota, Metazoa, Arthropoda, Insecta, Hymenoptera, Apidae. Bases 582 to 1511 code for a protein of 309 amino acids.